Messenger RNA from Myxocyprinus asiaticus (Chinese sucker), 1063 nucleotides. Its product is annotated as gamma-crystallin S-1-like. The transcript has 3 exons. Gene Ontology annotation, biological process: visual perception; lens development in camera-type eye. Gene Ontology annotation, molecular function: structural constituent of eye lens. The record is from RefSeq and is a predicted model, not a curated record. Bases 57 to 584 code for a protein of 175 amino acids. Lineage: Eukaryota; Metazoa; Chordata; Actinopteri; Cypriniformes; Catostomidae.
GUCACACUCGCGUGGUACAACUGGACUGACAAAAAUGGGAAAGGUAAAGCAAUCCUAUGAGGAAAAUAAUUUUCUAUGAAGACAAGAAUUUUGAGGGCCAUCAGUAUGAAUGCAGUGGUGAUUGUGCAGAUAUGCUCUGCUAUCUUAAUUGCUGUAACUCCAUCAGGGUGGAAAAUGGAUGCUUCAUGAUCUAUGAACAACCACAUUUCAGUGGCCAACAAUACCUGCUCCGUAAAGGAGAGUACCCAGAGUAUGAGUGCUGGUUGGGAAAAAAUGACUUUGUCUGCUCCUGUCGUGUUAUUCCCAUGACACAGGGAUCUUCCCAUGAGGUGAAGCUUUUUGAAAGAAUGGAGUUUGGAGGUCAAAUGAUGGAUCUUGUGGACGACUGCCCUAAUGUGAUGAACAUUUUCCAUACAAACAAUAUAUUCUCCUGCAAAGUAGUAGGUGGAAACUGGCUCUUCUAUGAACAUUCCAACUACAGAGGCAGGAUGUAUCUUAUAAGGCCUGGAGAAUACACCAGAUUUACUGAAUGGGGAGGCAAGAGUGCCUGCGUGGGUUCCAUUAAACGGAUCAUUGAUUACUAGAGUUAACUUUACCAUUCUUCAUCUCUGCUGGCUGCUCUAAGUAAAAACUGAAAGGAAUCUUGAUUAUGUCCAUUGAUAACCAACAGAUCCUAUAUUUGAGAAGCAUUUUACAGUACUUCUGUUACUAGAUUUAUGUUCCAAUAAAUAUUCUAUUUUCUAUUAUUUGUUUAUUAUCAAUGUCAUAUACAGUACACGUUUAUAAAAACAGUAAUUAAAUGUAUUUGAUAACUGGAAAGCAUAUUUCACUUACUCUUAUAUAUAGACUUAACAUUGGCAAUAUCAGCCUGUGUUACUCAACAUGGGUUUGCGAGCUUCUGUAGUCUCUGUGCUUUUAGUUAUAUAUUAUAUUUCUUAUAAUAUAAAAAAUAUUAUUAUUCCUUUAUUUCCGGUCAAAAAAUUAAAUUCAUAGUGGACAGUAACUUUUUCAUACACUAAGUGUCUUUCUACUGGGAAAUAACAUACUAAUUAAACAAAUGCCA